Paramecium tetraurelia is the source of this 852-nucleotide messenger RNA. RefSeq lists its product as uncharacterized. The record is from RefSeq and is a predicted model, not a curated record. The transcript is spliced from 2 exons. Lineage: Eukaryota; Ciliophora; Oligohymenophorea; Peniculida; Parameciidae.
AUGAAUUAUAAACCGAACCUGAAGAUGGAUAGUACUUCUGGCUCGUUUAAAAAGCAGGAGUAGACCUUGUCUCUCGAAAGUACUCAAAAAUCAGAAUAUAAUGGGAUCAGUAUAAAACCAAAUUUUGCUUGCAAACCAACUUUCAACAUUCGCAACCGUUCUCCUCAACCUUAAGAAUAGGAACCAUAGUUAACAAAUACAAAAGAUGAUUUCUUUAAAACAGGAACAUUCUAAGAAAAAAUCCCGCUUAAAGAUAGGAUCUAACGAUCAGACGAAAAGAAAAACACUGCUCCAGUUUCCAAAGGACUUUAUCUACCUGGUUAAGAGGAGUUGUUUAGGAAAUAAAUACAGGUAGAGAAGAAAGAGACUCAAUAACCUCAGGAGAAAAAGGAUGUUUAAUCUGUAAAGACGAUUUAAGGAGAAUAUUACAUGCCAUCUAUUGGAUAGCAAUAGAACAAAAGAGAGGCUGCCUUAUUGGGAUCAAAAAAUCCAUUAGAAAACAAAUUAGCAGUCGCAAACCAAGAGAGAGUAUUAUAAUAGCUUGAGGAAGCUGAACCUAUUGAAGAACUAGAAUUACUCCUAUGUCCUGAAGGGUGCGGAAGAUAAUUUAAAUCAGAUGCCUUGGAAAAACACGUAAAGGUCUGUAGACAAGUGUUCCAAUAGAAAAGACAAGAAUUCAAUUCAAAGUAGGCAAGAGUUGUUACUAAUGAUCAAUAAAAACUAUAACGAUAAGGACAGAUUAAGGAAAAAUAAUUAUAAAAGAAAUAAGGAAAGGCUCCUUUGGAUCCAAAUUGGAAAAAACAAUCAGAAGAAUUACGUAAUUUAAUAAAAGAAUCAAAGCAAUAACAAUGA